UCUAUGAAGGCUCUGACGUCGAGAGCCAACAUGUCCCCCUGAAAAAUCAACAGUGUCUGGAUCCCAGGCUCGAUAAUCCCGUUUAGUUUUUCACUGGGAUUGAUAGGCCCAUCGCGGAGGACAUGAAGACCUUCUGCGGCAGAGCGAACCCGACCACCGGAGCUCUGGACUGGGUGGAGGAGAGCGAGGAGUACGACUACCACCAGGAGAUCGCUCGGUCCUGUUAUGCUGAUAUGCUGCAUGAUCAUGACAGGAAUGAGAAGUAUUAUCAGGGAAUCCGAGAGGCUGUGGCGAGACUGAAGGCUCGUGGCGAGAAGGUCAUCGUCCUGGACAUCGGGACAGGAACCGGCCUUCUGUCCAUGAUGGCCGUCACUGCCGGAGCUGACUUCUGCUACGCUGUGGAGGUUUUUAAGCCCAUGGCAGAAGCAGCUCAGAGCAUCGUGGAGAGAAACGGCUUUUCCGACAAGAUCAAGAUAAUCAACAAACACUCCACAGACGUCACAGUGGGAGCAGGUGGAGACAUGCCGACGAGGGCCAACCUUCUGAUCACAGAGCUCUUUGACACGGAGCUUAUCGGUGAAGGAGCUCUGCCCAGUUAUGAGCACGCUCACCAACACCUGGUUCAGGAGGGCUGCGAGGCCGUCCCUCACAGAGCGACCGUCUACGCCCAGCUGGUGGAGUCGGAGCUGCUGUGGGGCUGGGCGCAGCUGCAGCCGAUGGAGGUGAAGGGUGUGCGUCUGCUUCCGCCGCCUGCCGUCAGCCGCUGCGCAGGCGCUCACUCGGUGUGCGACAUCCAGCUGAGCCAGGUGUCCCCGGCCAGCUUCAAGCCGCUGAGUCCUCUCUGCACCAUGUUCAGCGUGGACUUCAGCAAACCGGUGAGCAGCGCCUUCCAGUCCCACUCCGCCCAGUUUGUGGCGCGGUGUAGCGGCAGAGGUCAGGUGGUCCUGUCGUGGUGGGACCUCCAUAUGGAUCCCCGAGGAGACGUUGUGUGCACCAUGGCGCCCAGCUGGACGUAUCCUCAUCAGAAGAGGGCGCCAUGGCGUGAUCACUGGAUGCAGAGUGUCUACUUCCUGCCUGAGGAGAGUAAGGUGACGGAGGGGGACGAUCUUUGUCUGACGGUCUGCCAUGACGACUACAGUCUGUGGUACAGCCUGCAGGCUCACAGCCGGCAGGACCAGCAGACUGAAGCUCCUCCCCCUCGACCCAGCUGCACCUGCCAGGCUCACCUGGUCUGGACUCGGCCGCGGUUCGGCGAACUCAACGACGGGCGGCGUACGGAGAGUUACGUCCAAGCUCUGCGCAGCGUUCUGAAAGAGGACGCCGUCUGUCUGAGCGUCAGCGAUGGAAGUCUGCUUCCUGUGUUUGCUCACAAGCUGGGAGCCAAGAAGGUCUACAGCUUGGAAAACUCCAGAAUGUCCAAACAAUUGAUUGAGCAGGUGUUGGGGGCGAACGCCAUAACGGGAGGUGUGGAGCUGCUGGAGAUCCGAGCUGAUCAUUUGACCAGAAACGACCUCGGAGACGAACAAAUCUCGGUUUUGAUGGGUGAGCCGUACUUCAGCACCAGCCUCUUACCGUGGCACUCCCUGUUCUUCUGGUACUGCCGCACCGCCCUGUCGGGCCUCUUGCGGCCCGACGCCACCAUCCUGCCUUGUUCCGCCUCCCUCCAUGUGGUGGCUGUGGAGUUCCAGGACUUGUGGAGGAUUCGAGCACGUUGUGGUCGUUGUGAAGGUUUCGAUGUCACUCCCAUGGAUGAGAUGGUUCAGCGCUCUCUGGACUUCAGGGAGUCCCGGGAGGCGGAGCCUCACCCCUUAUGGGAGUAUCCAUGCCGAGCUCUGACUCAGUCCGCCACCGCCAUGACAUUCGACUUCACUCAGUGUGUCCCCAGCCAGCCAAUCAGUUGCCAGGGUUCACUGCCUCUGAUCAGGACCGGUUGUUGCCAAGGAGUUGCGUUGUGGAUGGAGUAUCAACUGACUGAUGACAUCACUGUCAGCACAGGUCUAACUGCACCAAUCAGUGAACAGGGCGACUGUGAGUGGAGUCGGCACAGGAAGCAGGCCGUGUAUUUCCUGCGGUCGCCAUGGCAGAGUUCAGGUGACGGCAGAGCCGCCGUUUCUUACAGCUUCACCUUUGAACCCGACUCGGGUGACAUCAAGAUGGACUUCAGCAUCAGUGCUCUGUGAUGGACAGAAAGUCUGAAUAUUUUACUUUGGUGGGUUUUUUGGCUCAUAUUUAUGUUUUUAUCAAAUUUGGAUUUCAUUCUGAAACGAAAAAUAAAUAAUUCCUUUAAAUAUU
This is a messenger RNA of Oryzias latipes (Japanese medaka), 2292 nucleotides long. It is a transcript of the gene prmt7, whose product is annotated as protein arginine methyltransferase 7. Gene Ontology annotation, molecular function: protein-arginine N-methyltransferase activity; histone methyltransferase activity. The record is from RefSeq and is a predicted model, not a curated record. NCBI's taxonomy places the organism in Eukaryota, Metazoa, Chordata, Actinopteri, Beloniformes, Adrianichthyidae. Gene Ontology annotation, biological process: chromatin remodeling; peptidyl-arginine methylation, to asymmetrical-dimethyl arginine.